This is a messenger RNA of Lolium rigidum, 887 nucleotides long. RefSeq lists its product as uncharacterized. The record is from RefSeq and is a predicted model, not a curated record. Lineage: Eukaryota; Viridiplantae; Streptophyta; Magnoliopsida; Poales; Poaceae. The coding region runs from base 91 to 726 and encodes 211 amino acids. The transcript has a single exon.
AUCAGCAGAUCAACCAACCAAUCUCCGAUCACCCACCUGAGCUCACACGGACAAACGGCAGCACACGAACACGUCGUCGCGAGGGAAGACAUGGGCUCCUGCGUCUCGCGCUCGCCGGCGUCUGGGUCAUCGACGGCGUCUGGGCGGGCGGUGGCCACGGCGAAGGUGGUCGGCCUGGACGGCUCCAUGACGCAGUACGCGGCGCCAGUCACGGCGCGUGAUGCACUGGGGGACAAGAGCCGCCAAGGCGCGUCGGUCUUCCUGUGCAGCUCCGACGAGCUCCGCUUCGACGCGCCCCCGCGCGCGCUAGCGGACGAGGAGGCGCUGCAGCCGGGGUGGCUCUACUUCGUGCUCCCCGUCUCCAUGCUCCGCCUCGCGCUCUCGGGGCACGAGAUGGCCGCCCUCGCCGUCAGGGCCAGCUCCGCGCUCGCCAUCGUCAGCGGCGUUGCGUCUCCUCCGAGGCGCAAGAAUAUGACAGGCACCAACGGAAAGCAACGAAAAACGGCUCGAGUGGCGCCGCUCAUUGUUGCCACCAACAACGAUGAGGACGCCGAACUAGCAGACAGUGGAUCGAGUCUGCACGCAUACGGCAAAUACGGUGCAGCGCAAAAGACGGCGGGGAAGACGAGGAAGAGAGCAGGCUACAGAAGCCGCGGCGCUCGUCAUCGUCGUCGUGCAGCAGAUGUGUCAAGAUUAAGCGCCAUUCUAGAAGACGAUGACUUCUGAGCAGCCCCCGAUCAUUGCGACUAGUUAGCUAGUUUAGAUAGUUUAUUCAGUCGACCGUUGAAUCCCUCUUCAGAGUAGGAGAUCCGUCUAUAUCACUCGAUCAUACUGUAGAGUGCUACCUUGUACAGGAUGCUUUGAUUCUUUGAUCUGUGUACAUCGAA